Molecule: messenger RNA, 2637 nt
Organism: Pyrus x bretschneideri (Chinese white pear)
Lineage: Eukaryota; Viridiplantae; Streptophyta; Magnoliopsida; Rosales; Rosaceae
Product: protein SLOW GREEN 1, chloroplastic-like
Exons: 2
Coding region: 156-1232 (358 amino acids)
Molecular function (GO): protein binding
Source: RefSeq, a predicted model, not a curated record
UUGUUCUGUUGGACCAACUUGCCGAAACGGCAUAUUCUCGCAGCUUUUUGAACUUUCCCCUGUUUCCUAUAUCUCUUCCUCCUCCUCCUCCAUCUUCUUCGACUUCUCCCACCUCCAUUGCAAGGUUUUACAAAACCCUAAUUCUCUCUCAAUCCAUGGAAUCUCUCGCCAAACUUCACCUCCGCCACCAACCCCUCACCCUCUCGCUCAAUCCACACUGUUCCUCGUUCCCAAAACCCCUUUCUUCCUUUAGACCUCCGCGCCAAUCGCCAACCUUCAACUUCACCACCCUCACUAUCAGAGCCUCAUCCUCAUCGCUUCCGCCGUCCUCCGCCCACCCACCUCACCAAAACCCCCCAAACCCUAAACCCAUUUCCUCUUUCAAAACCCUAGCCCCUCUCGCCGCCCCUAUCAUCAAGACGACCUGCGCCGCCAUCGCUGCCGCCGCAUUCUUCUUCAUGAGGUUCAAUCACCGAACCGCUAUGGCCGCCACCGCAGUCGCACCUUCCAUGGUGGAGCCAGUGGAACAAGAAUCUCCCGCUGACAGCGUUUCGUAUGAAGAGAAAGAGAGGGUACUUGAAGAGCAAUUGUCACAGAACCCGGACGAUGUCGAAGCUCUGAGGAAUUUAAUGGAGGUCAGGAUCAAAUCCAACAAGCUGGCCGAAGCGAUUCAGGUGCUCGAGCGCUUGAUCGAGCUGGAACCCGAAGACUUUGAGUGGCAAUUGCUGAAGGCCAAUGUUCAUAGCUACAUGGGCGAGGUAGAUCUCGCUAACGCCGAGUUCGAGGACAUUUUGUCGAAAGACCCUUUCAAAGUUGAGGCCUUUCAUGGCCUUGUAAUGUCCGCUUCGCAAUCACCGGAGAAAUUGAAUAGUGUGAUGAAGAGGGUGGAGGAGGCAAUGGUGAAGUGUAAGAAGGAUGGGAAUAUGUCGGAUGUGAGGGAUUUUAAGCUGUUAGUUGCGCAAAUUCGUGUGAUGGAGUCGGAGUAUUCGGAUGCUUUGAAGCUUUAUCAAGAGCUUGUGAGGGAAGAACCGAGAGACUUCAGGCCUUAUCUGUGUCAAGGAAUAAUUUAUACAAUGUUGAGGAAGACUAAUGAGGCUGAGAAACGGUUUGAAAAGUUCAGGAAGCUUGUUCCAAAGAACCACCCUUAUAAAGAGUAUUUCGAUGACAAUAUGUUUGCGACAAAGCUUUUUGGGCAGAAGAUGGAGAGGGAAACAGCAGCGUCGAACGUCUGAGGGAACUGGAGUUGCUGAGUUUUAGCUCAUUGUGGUGGCUGGCUUGUGUAAUGUGGUGGUUGCCUCUUGGUUUCUCUCUGCCUCUGUUUUUGGUUAAUGCUUUGGCUAGUAGUGUUCACUCAAACUAUAGUAUCAUGUGCGGCCAUUCAUGCUGUGCUUCAUUCAAAGUUGUUCCACAUCUCGUUAGGGGUUGAACUUGAUGCGAAUGUUCUUAACAUGAAAGGGUAUGUGAGUCACAUAGAAAUUCAAUUUUCAAUAUAACUUGUAGUAGUUAAUGAAUUUGUUUUGGUUUAUGUAAUGCGGUGGAGAUGUUGAGUCGUUCACAAUUAUGAUGAUUUAUAUUUGUGCUUGUAUAAUUUGUUGCAUAUUCUAACAUGGAUUACAAACUGGAUUUCUUCCAGAGCAAAUGGAGAUUUACAUCACAACGUUUUUGUGGUCUCUACUGCAAUAUUGUUCUUUCUGAUGUCAUGGCAAGUCUAUGCGUCCUUUAUACUUUCUUACUUAAUGGAGCUUCCAUUCCCUUGCUUGAGACAAUCUUUACUCUUCCUUAACAACUGUCGGGCGUGAUAGUUAAUGGUUAAUUAGCUGAGGAUUGGCGUAAGAGACAAUCUCUUUCGUUAUUGUGCUCUUUUUUUUUUUUUUUUUUUUUUUUUUUUUUGUUUUGCAGUGAGCAGAUAGGCAGCAAGAAUGCAUAUGAUUAUUUCUGAUUUGAACUGUUUUUAAAUAACUACCAAGUGAAUCAAAGUAGAUGUUGGACUGACCUGACUGUUUUUUAACUUCUGGUUAACGGUGCGCGAUGUCGACCCAGCUGGUGCAGAAAUGAAGACGGUUUUGCAGACAGAAAAGUUUGUAUAGAUUCUUGCUGCAUUCUUGUAAUUUCCAACCAACAUAAUGCCUCUCUCUUUCCCCCCCCCUCCUCUCAUUCUUGCUUUUACUGCGGUUAUUUGAUCAAAGACGGAUCGAGCAGCAGCAGGUUCUCUCCCUGUUGCUGAUAUCAAUGGAGGACAACUUAUUAGUAAACCUCAACCUGCAGCUGCAAUCAACUUGGAAAUGAUGAAAACAUGUCACAAGUGCUCGCACGGGCACCUAGGUUGUGCGCAUGGCCUACACUAUAAUGACGAUACAGUAUCUUAUAUGGUGGGCAUACGUUGUCAAUGCGCUAACUGCUUGAGUCAUGCGUAAAUCCCAAGUGCGUGGUUGAGUAAACUUCCAGAAGAUUCAUGAAAGGGAAUUGACUAAAUCUGUAGUGGCCCAUUAUUUCUUUUAGUUUUGGCCCCAGAGGCCAUUAGCAAGAGUGCACUGUAUCAUAAAUGUAAUAACAAAGCUUUAUUUUCUAUCAUUAUUUAAAUACUAUUUUUGCAAAAAAAUUAAUAAAAUUGGCGAUGGUUUAGUCAUCUUUAAUGUA